AUGUCAUUUCGAUAUCACCGCAAAACGACAGUGCUGGUGCGGGUGCGAAUAGCCCUCUUUAUACCCCCUCCCCAUCCCACCUACCACCAUCCACCGGGAAAAUCCCCGUGCAACUUCACCGUCGCCUACCUAGCCCCUCGGCGCCAGCUACCACGACGGCGGUGGCGGACGCACCCCACUUCGCUCUCGCUUUCACCACCAGAAUGGGUCGAAUUCCUUUCAUUUCCUCGGCAAUCCCAACUUCACCGAAACCUACCGCUACUUCUCGACUCGCUCGACCAGAGCGACUACGCCGCCUACAAUGACCAAGUGUUCUACAUAAUCCCUAAAAUCGUCAGCCUCGAGUCACGCAAGCGCCGCGGCCUAGUGGAUCCCGCGUCACCGACGCCAACCCCGCGUCUCAAGGUAUGCCCGCCCGACAACCAGCUCCGCGUUGUCGGCGCCGACGCCGACGCUAUAGGGGGAUAG
This is a messenger RNA of Pseudogymnoascus destructans, 468 nucleotides long. RefSeq lists its product as uncharacterized. NCBI's taxonomy places the organism in Eukaryota, Fungi, Ascomycota, Leotiomycetes, Thelebolales, Thelebolaceae. The record is from RefSeq and is a predicted model, not a curated record. The coding region runs from base 1 to 468 and encodes 155 amino acids. The transcript is spliced from 2 exons.